This is a messenger RNA of Argiope bruennichi, 6392 nucleotides long. RefSeq names its product heparan-sulfate 6-O-sulfotransferase 2-like. Bases 176 to 1420 code for a protein of 414 amino acids. The transcript is spliced from 2 exons. Lineage: Eukaryota; Metazoa; Arthropoda; Arachnida; Araneae; Araneidae. Gene Ontology annotation, cellular component: membrane. Gene Ontology annotation, molecular function: heparan sulfate 6-sulfotransferase activity. The record is from RefSeq and is a predicted model, not a curated record.
GAUUGAAUAUUAAUUCUGGUGUUUAGUUUCCAAUAAAGAUUUUAUAAUAUGUAAUUCAAACGCUAGAAUCUUAAGGAGUUGAAAAUAAUAAUGUAGUUUUGACUGUUUGAAGCAAGAUUUCAGUUUGAAAUGUCAUUUAAGAUUGUUAGUUGCUAUAACAGUAGCAACAACAUAUAUGAAAAGCUCAUUAAUAAACAUGCAAUCAUAUGCUGGAAGACUAUUGCGGUUUUGUGCUGUAGGUGUAAUUAUUAUUAGCGCAUUUGUGUUGCUGUGUAUGUGGUAUGUGUGCUCAAAUCAAUCGUGUUCAUUUAAUAAAUUUCUGAUUUCUGGAAGAAAUGAUACCCGCUGGCGGAGGCUAACAGCAAAUCGACUAAUUUUAUCCAAUUGGACUACUGAUAAAAAAUAUGCUUCUGAAAGUAAUAAAUUAGAUUCUGUCAAAGUAGACUUUAAUAUAAAGGGAUCAGAUGUCAUCGUAUUUUUACAUAUUCAAAACACUGGUGGAAGUGUUUUUGCUCGCCACAUGGUAGAAGAUUUAGAAUUGGAGAGACCUUGCCGUUGCAAAAAGAAUCGGCGUAUUUGCCGCUGUUAUAGACCAGGGAAUUAUGGAAGUACAUGGUUUUUCAGUCGUUAUACAACAGGCUGGAAAUGUGGAGUGCAUCCAGACUGGUCAGAAUUAUCUACUUGUGUUGAUCGAAUCAUGGAUGAAGAUGAAGGGAAACCAGUGAAAAGGCGAUAUUUUUUCAUAUCAGUGUUACGAGACCCUGUGAAAAGAUUCUUAAGUGAGUUCUGGCACGUGAGACAAGGACAAAGUUGGUCUUCUUUACGUCACUGGUGUGGUGGAAUUGAGGUUUCAGAAAAUGAACUGCCUGCAUGUUUUGAUAGAGAUGAUCUCAGUGACUUAACCCUAGAAGAAUUUAUGGCUUGCAAGCACAAUCUAGCUAUCAACAGACAAGCGCGAAUGCUUGCAGAUCUUGCAUUGGUAGGAUGUUACAAUAACUCUUCUUCUUUGUCAAAAGAAGACAGAGAUCUCAUUGUUUUAACUAGUGCUAAAAGUAAUCUUCAUAAGAUGGCAUUUUUUGGUCUCUCAGAAUUUCCAAAAGUAUCACAAUACAUGUUUGAAGCAACAUUUGGUAUGAAUUUUAAAGCCAAAAAUUCGUUGUCUCAUGAUUCUCUUAACAGAUCAGCCAGAAAGGAAUUAUUUAAAGAAAUAAGUGCCAAAGAUAUUGAAAACAUUAAAAGGAUUAAUUAUCUUGACACUGAGUUGUAUUAUUAUGCCAAAGAACUUCUUUUCCUGAGAUUUGAAAAACUGAAAAAAAUGGAUCCUCUUUUUGAAAAUAAUUUUGAAGUUUUUGAUAAAAAUGACUUGUCAUCUGAAAAUUGGGCUGAAAAAGAGGAUUUUAUUGAUAAUUUGCUUGAUUAAAAUAUGAUUGUUAUUUCUUCUUUUUUAAAACUAAAUGCAAGAUUAUGAAAUUGUUUACUUUAAUUAUAGAAAAUAAUCUUAUUACUCUAAUUUAUUAUUUUUUUAUUUUAAAAUGUAAUUAGUCUGAACUUACAUGAACAUUCUUAAAAGUACAAUUAUAAACAUUUUUUUUCACAGCAAUAUUUUCAAAAAAUAAUUAUGAAUCCAUAAAUGUAUAAAUAAACGGAAUUAUUUCAAAAUUUUAUUAAUUAAUUUUUCACUAUUCUUGAUACUGCUUAUGAUAAGUGUUUUAUAAAAUGCCAUACAUAUUUGAUAAAUUUAUUUUCAUUCUUUUCUCUGUAUAUUUACCCAUUUUAUUAAUCUUAAAAUUCUUCUUUUAAAUCAUUUUUAUUUUUUUCAAUCUAAGGAUAAUCAUUGGAUUUGAAGGAUAAUAUUGGAUUUGAAGUUGGAUAAUUUGCUAUUCUUGUUAUUGUUUUAUGAAUUAUUAUGUAUAGUGGUUAAAAUGGUAUGAAGCUAGGAAAUAUGUGUGGGUAUUGCUAGAUUAAAAUAUUUGUAAAAGAUAAAUCUUCAGACAAUAUUUUUUCAAGAGUUGAUGAAUACUAGAUAAAAUAUAACUAGAAAAAAAUCAUAUAUAUUAAAUUUCUUCUUAUUACAUAAAAUCAGAUAUUGGUUGGUUGGUUUGAUUUAUAUCGCAAGAACCAGACUUGAUCAUUCUGCUCCAUAUUAUUAGGGUGUAAAUUAGUAACUAUAAUCAAAAGUUAUGAUUUUUUUUUUCUUUUUUUUUUUGCUUAAUAAUUUUUUGUUUAAUUCUUAAACCUUUUGAAAUUGGUUUUGUAGGGACUUUUUUUUUUCCCUUUUUCAUUAAAACAAAUAGAUAUUUAACUCUUUUUUUUUUUUUUCUAAAAAAAUAAAUAGAUGUUUAAACUAUUACAUUAUAUUCAAAAAGUUGAUAAUGAUAAAUCCUUACAAAAUCAAAUUUGCAUUUCUGUAAUCAUCUUUUAUGUAAAGAUUGCUUCUGGUAAUUUUAUUAGGUGUUACUUAUGUAAAAUUGGCCAUUAUAUUAUUAAACAUUUAUCGAACAAAUACCCAUAAUCAGUGUUCCACAAAUUUAGUUUCGGCAAAUAUUGUAAACUCCUCAACUUUCCCAGCUAUUUGAGGCAGCAUUUUAUACACAUAUAUAUAAACUUGUUAUGGUGUUGAAACUAUUUAUUUUCUAUAAUAUUUAUUUCAUUUCAACAAAUUUCUAUAAGUGCAGCUUUAAUUAUUUUACUUUGUUGUUAAUGUUAUCUUGCUGUUUGAUUUGUGGAAGGGGGGGAGGGAUUUCUAUAUAUAUAUAAUUACAGAGAGAUUGGAAAUGUAUAUUCUGAUCUUCACCUAAACAUUAAGAAGAAAAAAUAAUUAAAUAAGAAGCAUUCCUGCAAACUGCUAUGUAGUUGGAAAGGAAAGGCAAAAUAUACCUCUCACUUUUUAAAAGGUUUUGCAGUAUGUUUUAAUACUAUGUAAAUAAAUGUGAAUACAUGAUUAGACGGUGCAGUUUUGUAAAUGGUAGUGUAUGUGUUAAUGAUGCUCAAUUUUUUAUACAUUCUUUGUAAUACUUUUUAUUUCAAUAUGGUAAAAAUGUUUAAGUUAUAAUUAAUUUAUAAUUUCAUGGUGUUAGUGCCAUAUAUUUAUUGCAAUACUUACUUGUAAUAAUUAAAACUUAUAUUGAAAUCUGCAAUGCAAUAAAUGCUUAAUUCCUUUGUUUCCUCUUGCAGAUUUCUGUUUUAAGACCAUGUCAGAGUUUAAUGCAUUGCUGUAUUUGUCUGAAGUUGUUAAAUCUCAUUAAUAAUUUCUUUUAAAUUUCUGCAUAUUGUAUUGAAAAUUUGCCAGUUCUUCAAAUUAUCUAAUUUAAUACUAUCAUAAUAGCAUAGAUAUUUAUCUGUUUCACAGUAAUUCAUUUAUGUUUGUCUUUCCAUUAUGCCAUGUUUUGCCGAUUGAUAUCUUAAAAGUCAGUGUUCUCUUUUUCUAGCUUCCUUAUGUACUUCCAUAUUAUUAUGUGCCACACACAUGGCACAUUUUAUGUUCAUCAAAUAGGAAAAAGCACUAAGUAUACAUUAUGAAAUUAUAUAAUUUUCCUUUAACUGAUAGGAUUUGAUAUCUCAUAUAGAUCUAUAAUUUUGAUGUGAAGAUUACAUAUUAUAUUUCAUUUACCUAUCUUUUGUAAUGAUUAUUCCCUUCACAUUCUUAAAAAUAAACAGAUUUGCAGAUAGUCAAUACUCUGAGGGAUUCAAUUCAAAAUUUAUGUAGAUCUGCAGUUGUGGUGAAAAAAAAAAUUUGUGCCAAAUUUCAUCUGCAUAGAUCAUUACUUUUUUAAAAUUUAUUUUUCUUUACUGUAUUUACUGUAAUUCAAAUUGUGAGUUUCUCUCGGGUAGUAUAAAAUAUGGAGUUCAGGAGUUAAAAUCUCAAGAUCAAUUUUUUUUUUUUUAAUGAUUAUGUUAUUUGUUAUUUUAUAUACAAAAUGAUAAAUGCAAAAUUUUGUCUCAACAUUUUUAAUUGGUAACAAAUUUGGAUGAACUAAUAAAAAAUAUUAUAUCAUUAGAUAUAAGGCUUGAUGCUAUUGCCUUUUUUUUUUUUUUAAUUUAAAUAUUAGAAGUAAAAAAAUAAUUGGCAAAAAAAUGCUUCCUAAUUUCUUAAAAUUUAUAUAUUAUUGGUUUGAAUAAUAUUAUCAAAACUGUUGAGUUUUGUAAUAGCCAUGAUAAUCAGAUUUUAUACAAUCAAAUAUGAAAAUAUCCUCGUAUUUUGCAUGUUUUCCUUUAUUCAACUUCCAAAACUUAUGCUCCUAGAAAUUCUUAAUAUUGAAGUUUCGCCAUGGUAUAUAGGACGAUCAGAGAAUUUUGUUUGUUUUUGUAUGAAAUAUAUAUAGAGAGAGAGAGAUUGUGAUGAAAUACUAGAAUUGCAAAAGGUUUUGCAAUAUAGAAAAACUGAAAUAUCAUCCGACUAGGUUGUAUAAAAUUGUUUUAGAACACUUCAAGCAGUUUUCAAAAUGGCAUAAAAAUAACAGGAAAUCAUUUCAUAUUUAAGAAAAUAACAUGAAUUAAAGAAAGAAUUAGUGAAAAAUCUACGAGUAACAUUAUCUGAGAGGUUGGAGUGUUAAUCAUAAAAAUAGCAUUCAAUAAAUUAAGUCUGCAAUUUGUUUGGUAAUAAUAUAUAUAUAUAUAGCAUAUAAAAUCAAAGCAUAAUUUAGAUAUUUAAAACAUGAUUCUAUACACCUUGAUUUGUCAUCUGAAUCAAAGUCUGUUUUAGAUAUCUAAAAUAUAAGAUAGUUUAAUUAAAAUCACAUACAUAUUAAAUUCUUGAUGAUUUGCUAUGAUCACUUUUUAAAAACUUAAAUUAAACUAUCUUUUUUGUCAUUACCAGUGAUUGUUAUAAGCAUAAACUUACUGCUGAAACUGCCUUACAAAUCUGAAAAAUGUUUUAAAAAAGAAAGAAAGAAACAUCUCUCAAGCGAACCAUAUUUGGGUUCAUUUACAAGAUAGUACAUUCUAUAUGCAUGAGCAUUAAUUUUUUACAGAACAAUAAUUAUUUUCAGUUUCGAUGCAUGAUAAAAAAUGCAAUUUUUAAUUAUUUUAUCUUUUAAAAGAUCUGUUUUGUUAGAAGACAUAAGAUUAGUAUUUGAUUUAUUGCCAGGUUCCAUAAAAUUAUGCCAACUCUGAUGGCGAUAAGAAAUUGUAACAUCUGUUAUUUAGAAUUAAAAAUUGUCAGAAUUACCACUUUCAGCAAUAAAUUCAAUUUUAACAAGUGGAUAUUCUUCUUAAAUAGGUAUUUAAUUCUUAAAUAUUUCUUUAAAAAGGUACUUAUUACAGGAAUUUUUAAAAAAAGUAAUAAAAUUAUUCUAAAAAUAAUAUAUAUAUAUUAUGGUAGAAUUCACUGUAUUCUAAAAGAGGAAGACUUUAUUUUUUUUUUAAAUCUAUAAUUUCCUAAACAUUUGUGCAAUUCUCAUGAUAAUAGAGACUGCACAAAUGUUUUUAAAGAAAUUAUUUUAAAUAUUUAAGAGAUAUAUUUUAAACAUUUUUGAGAUUAUUCAAUAAUUAUUGCUGCUUCUGAUUACUGCAAUUAAUACUUUAACACAUAUAUUGAAAAAAAAAAUCUCCUCUAUAAAUCUGUAUUCGAGAAUCAUACUUAUGUAAUAAUAGCCUUUCAUUUAAAUUAUCAAAUGGAGAUUUUGUAUAUUUAAUCUUUAGAAAAUGUUCUUUUAAAUUUAAAAAAAAAAUUUAACUGAAUGUCCGACAAAAUAGUAUAUUUAUUAGAUGCAUUGCAUGAAGCCACAUUAUUCUGUGUUAUAUAUCUACAAGUCAAAUAUCCUUAUGAUUUUAAAUUUAAUUACUGUGCAGGUUUCCAUUGUUAAAAUUAUCCCAAUAUGUUCUAAUGAGCAUUGGAAUAACAAACUUUUCCACAGUAAUACUAUUGCUAAUUAUUCUAAAUUUUUCAGUGAUUGUAUUAUGUGAGAGUCCAGUUUUUCAAUGUCUCAAAACAUACAGUAAACUCUUGGUAUUUUUUUUUUAAACUGUCGAAUACUUCUAGUUUUGAGAUAGAUUUCUUGCGAUUCAUGUUAUAAUCAAACAUUUAUUUACUCUUUGACAGUAAAUAAAAUAGUUGGUGGAAUUGGAAGAAUUUUUAAUCCCUAAGCUAAAACUUUGUAUCUUUCAUUUCUUAUAUUGUAAAAAGAUUGUGUUUCUAUGUAAAUCUUGUAUAGUACUAUUUUCUUGUUGAUGUUGUCAUUGUUUUAAAUGGCAAAGACAAUCAUUUGAAUACUGAUUUGUAUAGCUCAUGUUUGUUUAUGCAUUUAAAAUAAUCUAUUUUAUUUAAAUAAGCAUGAUUCAGCAUUUUUAACCUUGUGUAGCAAUUUAAAAUUGAGUAGAGAUGUUUAUAAAAUAUUUUUUCAACUUGACUAGUAAGCACUUGCACAAUUUCUGCAUAUGUAGCCAUUUACAUA